GCAUGGGAUUGCUUAUGCCAUUUGACAACACUGAUAUGCACAAAUUCAAAUGGGCAGCUUGGCAUUUUCAUUUACUUAUACUGUGACACCAUGCUUUGACUUCUUCUUUUUCCCCCUUUGCAUUCUUAAUUUGAUAUGUUCAUUUUUGUGUCUUUUAUGGAAUUCUCUAUAAACAGCAUUGUUUCUCCAAGCAAGUUUUUUGUUUUGAUGAAUAAUGAACCUUUGCUACUCUAUUGUUUAAUUGAUCAGUUUUACAUGUGGAAAUUUCUAUGUCAUAUUAUGUUGCAGGCAUGAUUGUCACAUUGGCACUGAUAACAUGGAAGGGAUUAAUGUGUAUUACUGGGAUUGAAUUACCUGUCACCGUUGUUGUUUCUGAAAGCAUGGAACCCGGCGUUAAGAGGGGUGAUAUAUUGUUCGUCCACAUGAGCAAGGAUCCUAUUCGUGCUGGGGAAAUUGUCAUAUUUAAUGUUGAUGGGCGUGAGAUUCCAAUUGUCCAUCGAGUAAUUAAGGUUCAUGAACGACAAGAUACUGGGGAGGUUGAUGUUCUCACCAAAGGAGAUAAUAAUUUGGUUGAUGACACAUUUUUAUAUGCACAUGGCCGGCUCUGGCUUCAACGGCAUCAUAUUAGAGGAAGGGCCGUUGGGUUUUUACCAUAUGUUGGCUGGGCGACAAUUAUCAUGACCGAAAAGCCUAUAAUCAUGUACUUGCUCAUUGGUGCCAUCGGGUUGCAGGUCAUAACUAAAAAGGAGUAGAAAUAUGUUAGGACUCCAUUUCAAGGUCUGGUUAACCACACUCGUAAGCAUUUAAUGCAGCCAGUGGGUACUGUUAGGACUCCAUUUUUUUCUCCUUCCAUCCUCUGUAAACUGAAUUGAAAUGUUAGUUUUGAAAGAUAAAUUUAGUUAACUAAUUUCCGUGGGUUAA
This is a messenger RNA of Magnolia sinica, 921 nucleotides long. RefSeq lists its product as uncharacterized. Gene Ontology annotation, cellular component: signal peptidase complex; membrane. The record is from RefSeq and is a predicted model, not a curated record. The transcript has 7 exons. Gene Ontology annotation, molecular function: serine-type endopeptidase activity. Lineage: Eukaryota; Viridiplantae; Streptophyta; Magnoliopsida; Magnoliales; Magnoliaceae. The coding region runs from base 270 to 752 and encodes 160 amino acids.